Molecule: messenger RNA, 1836 nt
Organism: Knipowitschia caucasica
Lineage: Eukaryota; Metazoa; Chordata; Actinopteri; Gobiiformes; Gobiidae
Source: the annotation of a GenBank genome assembly
AUGCCAAACACACGCCUGAUGCCAAACACACGCCUGAUGCCAAACACAGGCCAGAUGCUAAACACACGCCUGAUGCCAAACACACGCCUGAUGCCAAACACACGCCUGAUGCCAAACACACGCCUGAUGCCAAACACACGCCUGAUGCCAAACACACGCCUGAUGCCAAACACACGCCUGAUGCUAAACACACGCCUGAUGCCAAACACACGCCUGAUGCCAAACACACGCCUGAUGCUAAACACACGCCUGAUGCCAAACACACGCCUGAUGCCAAACACACGCCUGAUGCCAAACACACGCCUGAUGCCAAAACACACGCCUGCUGCUAAACACACGCCUGAUGCCAAACACACGCCUGAUGCCAAACACACGCCUGAUGCCAAACACACGCCUGAUGCUAAACACACGCCUGAUGCCAAACACACGCCUGAUGCCAAACACACGCCUGAUGCCAAACACACGCCUGAUGCCAAACACACGCCUGAUGCCAAACACACGCCUGAUGCCAAACACACGCCUGAUGCCAAACACACGCCUGAUGCCAAACACACGCCUGAUGCUAAACACACGCCUGAUGCCAAACACACGCCUGAUGCCAAACACACGCCUGAUGCUAAACACACGCCUGAUGCCAAACACACGCCUGAUGCUAAACACACGCCAGAUGCCAAACACACGCCUGAUGCCAAACACACGCCUGAUGCCAAACACACGCCUGAUGCCAAACACACGCCUGAUGCCAAACACACGCCUGAUGCCAAACACACGCCUGAUGCCAAACACACGCCUGAUGCCAAACACACGCCUGAUGCCAAACACACGCCUGAUGCCAAACACAAGCCUGAUGCCAAACACACGCCUGAUGCUAAACACACGCCUGAUGCCAAACACACGCCUGAUGCCAAACACACGCCUGAUGCUAAACACACGCCUGAUGCCAAACACACGCCUGAUGCUAAACACACGCCUGAUGCCAAACACACGCCUGAUGCCAAACACACGCCUGAUGCUAAACACACGCCUGAUGCCAAAGACACGCCUUAUGCCAAACACACGCCUGAUGCUAAACACACGCCUGAUGCUAAACACACGCCUGAUGCCAAACACACGCCUGAUGCCAAACACACGCCUGAUGCCAAACACACGCUUGAUGCCAAACACACACGCCUGAUGCCAAACACACGCCUGAUGCUAAAACACACGCCUGAUGCCAAACACACGCCUGAUGCCAAACACACGCCUGAUGCCAAAGACACGCCUGAUGCUAAACACACGCCUGAUGCCAAACACACGCCUGAUGCCAAACACACGCCUGAUGCCAAACACACGCCUGAUGCCAAACACACGCCUGAUGCCAAACACAAGCCUGAUGCCAAACACACGCCUGAUGCCAAACACACGCCUGAUGCCAAACACACGCCUGAUGCCAAACACACGCCUGAUGCUAAACACACGCCUGAUGCCAAACACACGCCUGAUGCCAAACACACGCCUGAUGCCAAACACACGCCUGAUGCCAAACACACGCCUGAUGCCAAACACAUGCCUGAUGCCAAACACACGCCUGAUGCUAAACACACGCCUGAUGCCAAACACACGCCUGAUGCCAAACACACGCCUGAUGCCAAACACACGCCUGAUGCCAAACACACGCCUGAUGCCAAACACACGCCUGAUGCCAAACACACGCCUGAUGCCAAGCACACGCCUGAUGCCAAACACACGCCUGAUGCCAAGCACACGCCUGAUGCUAAACACACGCCUGAUGCUAAACACACGCCUGAUGCAAAUUCUACUGCUUCUUUAUUCUAUGACAUUUUGCACCAGAAGUGA